UGCUGUAACAAAAUGAGUAAAAGACGUAGGACGAGUUCAUUUCAAGAUGAUGAAAACAGUGAAGAAGAUGCUUCACCCGAGCAAAGCCCAUUGCCUGCAACAACUAGGAAAAAAAAGAGGCUUGAUCCGAUGGAAUUAUGUCAACAUAUUUACGAUUCAAUUCGAACAUUCAAGAAAGAAGAUGGCACAACACUCUGUGACACAUUUAUUAGAGCACCCAAGCGGCGCCAGGAACCAUCAUACUAUGAAGUUGUAAUGAAUCCAAUUGAUUUGCUAAAAGUUCAACAAAAACUGAAGACAGAUUCGUAUGAAGAUGUAGAAGAUUUAUCUGCCGAUAUAGAACUGAUAGUGAAAAAUGCGAAAGCAUUUUAUAAGCCUGAUUCUACCGAAUACCAAGACGCUUGCCAGCUGUUGGAUGUUUUUAAUACUAACAAAAAACGCGUUUUGGAAAAUCAACUAGAAGAAGGUUGUUCGGAAACGAGGCCCAGGAAAAUUAUGCGUCCGCGAAAAUCGCUCACAACCGAAGAAGAUGAAUUCGACGAAGGUUCAGAUUUCGAUCCGUACGAGGAACUGUUUGCCUCCAUCAUGACGGCAACAGAUCCAUCGGAUAACCAUGAUUUGCAUCACAUGUUUCAGCUGUUGCCAUCGAAAAAGCUCUACCCGGGCUACUAUGAUAUUAUAGACCAUCCGAUCGAUUUGAAAUUGAUUGCUACGAAAAUUCAAACCAGUGCUUACUCGAACCUUAAUGAAAUGGAAAAGGAUUUGUUGCAAAUGACGAAAAACGCAUGCACCUUCAAUGAGCCCGGAUCGCAAAUUUACAAAGAUGCAAAAAUGCUAAAGAAGAUAUUUAUGGCACGCAAGGUGGAAAUAGAAUCGGGACGAUAUAGGAAACCACUCACCAAACGCCCGCGGCUUGCGUCCAGUGCGAUGGUAGCGGCUCUGAAGGAAGAAAUAGAAAGCUCCGACGAUGACUUUGAUGAUUCCAUGGAAACUGAAGGUGAUGGUCCCCUUUGGCAACUGUUUGACCAACUGUACAACACAGCUAAUUCUAAUGAUCCCAAUGCCUUAGGUGCACCUUUGGGUGAGUCUCUGUGGAAGCUUCCCAAUAAACGUUUCCAUCCCGAAUAUUAUAACCUGAUCAAGAAGCCAAUUUCCAUGGCUCAAAUAAGAAACAAACUGAAGAAAGGUAUCUAUACUCACAUCACCGAUAUGACAGCUGACUUGUAUUUGAUGCUGGAUAAUGCGAAAAAAGCUAACGCUCCGAGUACAAAAAUUCAUAAGGAUGCAAUGAAAAUGCAGAAAAUUCUCAACCAAAAGCUGAUUGAUUCGGGAGACUUAGAAGAAAGUGAUGAAGAGGAGGAUGAAGAGGAUACGGACUCGUCAACGCUUACUUCAUCAAGGAAAAAGGCUCGUGUAGUCAGAGACGGCAAGAGUAUUGGUUUUCCUUCACAAAACAACACGUUAAAUAAUGCGCUUGCUUCAAAAUCCAAUCGUUUAAUGCCAGCAAUGUCGUUGAAAAAGAAACUGUUAUCGCUACAUGAAUUCCUUGUCGGUUUUACGUACGACGAUCAUCAACCUAUGGCAUUGUUUAUGGAAAAACCGUCAAAAAAACUGUAUCCAGAUUACUAUCAAGUUAUUCAACAUCCGAUUGAUAUGACAACAAUUGAAAACAACAUAAAAGCCGAUCGUUAUAGCACCAUCGAUGAUAUUGUGGGUGAUUACCGUUUGAUGUUUUCAAAUUGCCGUAAAUAUAACGAAGAAGGAUCUAUGAUCUACGAGGAUGCCAACAUCUUGGAAAAGGCAUUAAACGAAAAAUUGAAGGAAUUUUCCGGAAUAAGCAAAAAACAUAACCUGACAGGAAAAAUUGCCAAACCACCUCGCAAAAAUAACACCACUCCACUCGAAGUAAAGUUGAAACAAAUGUACGACACGAUAAGGGAAUACAGAGAGCCGAAGCAAAGUCGGCAAUUAUCUUACAUAUUUAUGAAAUUACCUUCAAAAAGCGAAUAUCCAGACUAUUACGAUAUCAUCAAAGAUCCGAUCGAUAUUGAAAAGAUCGAAAAAAAGUUACGACAGCAGAUUUAUGAAAGUGUCGAUGAUAUGGCAGCAGACUUUAUGCUGAUGUUUGAAAACGCUUGCAAGUACAAUGAACCGGAUUCUCAAAUUUACAAAGAUGCUCUUUGUCUCCAACAAUUGCUCAUACAGACGAAACAAGCUUUGCGAAGUGAAGAAACAGUACCGAAUGUUCAGCAAGCGGUGCAAGAGCUUUUACUGUCACUUUUUACUACAUUUUAUAACUAUCAAGAUGAAGAAGGUCGAUGUUAUUCAGACUCUUUGGCAGAAUUAGUCGAGUACGAUGAAUGUGACGGCAAUAAAGUGCGAGCAAUUUCUUUGGAUCUUAUCAAACGUCGCCUGGAUAAGGGUUUGUACAAGCGUUUGGACACAUUCCAAGAAGACAUUUUCAGUUGCCUUGAGCGUGCCCGGCGACUCAGCCGCACUGAUUCACAAGUGUUUGAAGACUCAAUUGAGUUGCAAUCAUUUUUCAUUAAAAAACGUGACGAAUUAUGUCAGAAUGGUAACGUGCUUGAAUCCCCCGCACUAAGCUAUAACACAAUGCACUUGAGUGCCGCGGUAGAAUCUCUACGACAAUCGAAAUUACUGCAAGAAGAGGAAACUGAUACUGAUAAUGAUGCUGUGCAAGCAUCUCAAGGCGAGAGUAUGACAAUUGAUCAAAAGGUGUUUUCUCCGGGGGACUUUGUAUAUAUUGAUUUGCCGGAAAACAAAAUUCCUGGCAUUAUGUACAUCGAGCGUCUAUGGACAACCGCUGAUAAUAUUAAAAUGAUGAACGGUUUAUUACUCCUUCGGCCGCAUGAAACAUUCCACGUGCAGACAAGAAAGUUUAUGGAGCAGGAAUUGUUUAAGAGCGAUCAACACAUUCAAAUCCCUUUAUCUAAAGUGCUAAACAAAUGCUUUGUAAUGCACGUUCGGGAUUAUGUGAAAUUAAUGCCAGAAAAUUUUGCCAGCAAAGAUGUGUUUGUGUGCGAAUCUCGGUACAGUUCAAAAGCAAGAUCGUUUAAGAAGCUCAAAACAUGGAAUCUAGUACGCGCCAAUGAUCCGGUAAAAUUAGUACCCCGAGAAGCGACGCUCGAAGUGAAGCGUGUUAUGUCCGUUUUUAAAGAGCGCGUGGAAAAGCACAAGGAAGAACUUUCGGAAUUACAGCUGCAGGAAGCAAUGCUCGAAAAGGAUAAGCCGAAUGUGGUUAUCUAUAUGAAUGGGGUAGAAGAUGGUAAUGUAUAUUAUGAGCAGUACAACACUGUUUGUGGCGGUGUAGUAAAAACAGGCGACUAUGUAUAUGUUGCAACAGAAUCUGGAAAGCAAUCGAUUUCACAAAUAACAUCUAUUUGGGAAACUAAGGAUGGAAAAGUUUUGUUCCGGGGACCUUGGCUUUUAACUCCGCCCGAAGUACCUGGUACUAUUAGCAGAUUAUUUUAUCGACAAGAAGUCCUGCUUUCAACCAUUCAAGAAACCACUUCAGCGGUGGCAAUUGUUGGGCGAUGCGCGGUGCUUGAUCAAAAUGAAUAUAUCACCAGGAGGCCGACGGAAAUAACUGAAGCUGAUGUAUACAUGUGCGAAUCGAUAUUUGACGAGUUUAAAAAACAAAUUCGAAAAAUAGUAGCACCUUCGGGAUUGCGUAAAUUUACACACAGCCAAAUGGUUACAACGGACGAAGUUUACCAUUUUCGCCGUCCAAUAAAUCCUCCUAAGGUUACCUGUGGUGAAAUUGCAGCCGUGCAAGAAAACAAAUCCUCUUCGACUGAUUUCAUGGACAUGAAGGAAGACUUUGGCAUUAUCGAUGAUUCGAUCGAUGGGCCACCGUCGAUUGGGUCGGACACAAUCAUGACGGCUUCGCCACAUCCAACAAAUUCGAUCAACACUAGCACACCAUCGAUGAGCAGCAAAAAAACAUCCAAACCAGGCAAGAAGCUCGUGACUGGGUACAUAUUGUACUCUAGCGAACACCGGAAGACUAUCUGUGCCAGCAAUCCGGAAGCAACGUUCGGUGACGUAUCACGCAUAGUAGGAAAUGAAUGGCGCAACUUGAGCGAGCAGGAAAAGGCUGUUUGGGAGCAGCGUGCGAUUAAAAUCAAUGAGGAAAGUGCGGCUAAACACGCUGCCGAAAUGGGGGAACCAAAUUGUUCUAGCCCAGCAAACUUCAAAACCGACAGUCCAAUCGUACAGGACAUCGUGCCGAAUCAUGCCUAUGAAUGCUGCUGGGAUAAAUGCGACUUUCAGUUUGAGGAUCCGGCCGAAUGUUCGGAGCACUGUAUUGCAGAAGGGACGGGAUGUGUGUACAAGACGUUCAUUGCAUCGGCAGAUCAAGAAUUUAUUUGCAUCUGGCGAAACUGUGUACGACUUCGUCGUAAUAUGCCACCGUUUCCAACCGUUGCUCGUCUGGUAAAGCACGUUAAAGAGGUGCAUCUUACCAAAGCCGUAAGCAAAUUAGUCCAACUUCAGGACCGUAGCAAAAACUACGUACAUUCAAAGCGUCCAGCAAUGGGGAUACUUGUCGGAAAUAAUGCACCAGUUGGUAAUCUGACCAACAUAAAUUCCAGCAACAUGGGAACGAUAACGCUGCAACCAAUGGGAAAUGUGGGAAAUCUUUCCACGAACAUUGGUAGUUCCAACAUUAUGGGAAUGUCCUCUCAAAACUCGGGUGGAAUGGCUGCAACUAAUCAAAUGCAAUCAAUGCAUGCACUUCAACCAUCCGUAAUGUGCGCCGCAACCGGAUUGAAUGCUCCACAGCUUGGCAAUUCGAUUGCUGCUGCUCCUUACAUCAGUUAUGUUUCGUCGCAACCUGCGGAGCCAUUGUUUGUUACUGUGCCUCCCCGUCCGCAGCGUGUACUACAUUCGGAAGCAUAUAUAAAAUAUAUAGAACGGCUUCAGCAGAAAUCAACAUAUAUUACGCCAUGGCAAAAAACAUUCACAGCUACAAGGGAGACAGUUCCUAACACGGACGUUAACCGAUUACCAUCGCAGUGGCUAGGAAAAAGGGCUCAAGAUCGUUCUGAUGCUGUAGUUGAUGCGUUAUGGCAGUUGCGGAACUUCAUGAUGAGAGAAAUUAUUCAUUUUGAUCGUUUUUGA
This is a messenger RNA of Anopheles maculipalpis, 5142 nucleotides long. RefSeq names its product protein polybromo-1 (gene polybromo). Gene Ontology annotation, molecular function: chromatin binding; protein binding. The record is from RefSeq and is a predicted model, not a curated record. Gene Ontology annotation, cellular component: RSC-type complex. The transcript is spliced from 15 exons. Gene Ontology annotation, biological process: chromatin remodeling. Lineage: Eukaryota; Metazoa; Arthropoda; Insecta; Diptera; Culicidae. The coding region runs from base 13 to 5142 and encodes 1709 amino acids.